CCCGCUACACGCUUCGGCCUGCCAGAUGCGCUCCUCGUCCUCCCGCAUCGCUGCAAGACCAGCAGAAGCCACCACCACCCUGGACGCAGUCCUCCUCUCGUUGUGCCACCACCUCGUCUGCCUCGAACCACUCGUUCUCCGCCAGUCGCACAACCUCGCCAGGGCGCAGAGAUAAGCUUGUGCAAGGGUCGAGAGAUAUGAGAAAAAUGGACACGAUCAAACAAGCCUCUAACAGAUCAUGGACUUUACCUUUCGAGCGUCGCCGCCCCCGUUCACCUCGUCGAUCUGAUCAUAGCCAUUGACAUCACAAACAAGAUCGUAUUUCUCGUCGCCAAUCGCCUUGGACAGCCCAUUCGAAGAAACAAGGGGAUCAACAAACCAUAAUUGACUCUUCGCCAGAGGGUUUCCAGAAGAACCGUGUUAUCAUCCGUAGGUACAGGUUGCCCGUGCCUUAUCGCGAACCCACGAGUCCAGGGUUCGCUAGGGGGGCCUAGGCCAUCGUCAGCGCCAACCACGAUUUGAUCAAGCUUCCUCGACCCUUGUCCAGCCUGUCCAAAGAGAAUGGGGUUUGGGUCUUAUCAAGGACUUUGAAGAUCUCCGAGUGGAUCCAACCUUCGGUGCCCUCCACCCAACGAGGUCCGACUUCUCUCUCUGGCAUCGAGCUGCUUUGCAUCAUAUCGCCUGCGAUUAUCGCUACGCUGCUGGUCCCCUGUCGCGUAUAUCUUCUGCAUGUCCUCCCCGUGGGAUGUAACCGUCUUUUACUCUAUGGUCGGAUUCUGAGCCACCGGCAAGAUGUCGAAAUACGUGACAGGAACAAAGAAAUAUAUCCCCAGCCGGGAGACGGUCAAGGCGAGGGCGACAACGCUCAGUGCAUGGGAGCUCCCUAAGCAAGAAUCCGCUCUUGCACCCAAAGAUGUGUGGACCAAUGCGGAUAUGGACCCAGUCCCUCCAAAGUACCAGACGUGGACUUUGUGGACGUGGAUGGCCUACUGGGCAACCGAUACUAUCAACUUGGGUACCUGGGAAACUGCCUCUUCUGUGAUUGCUGUCGGUCUUAACUGGCGCGAUGCCAUUCCCAUCAUGGUUGUCGGUACCAGCUGCGUGGCUGUCCCUAUGGUCCUCAACGGUGCUAUCGGCGCUAAACUGCACAUCCCCUUCUCGGUCAUUGUCAGAUCCAGCUUCGGAUACUACUUCGGUUACUUCUGCAUCGUCUCUCGGGCCAUCUUGGCCAUGUUCUGGCUUGGUAUCCAAGGAGCCAACGGGGCACAAUGUAUUACUCUCAUGCUGACCGCCAUCUGGCCUUCGUACGCGCACAUCAAGAAUCACCUCCCCAGUGAUGCCGGUAUUACGACGCAGGGAAUGAUCAGCUAUUUCCUCUUCUGGAUAAUCCAGCUUCCACUAUUGCUGAUCCCUCCGACGAGGCUUCGAUAUCUCUUCAUAAUCAAACUCGUCGCUGCGCCAAUCACUGCAUUGGCUACUCUCGGCUGGAUUGUUCACAAGGCAGGAGGCAGUGGUGCCAUCUUCUCCCUCCCCGAGACGGUUCACGGCAGCCAGCGCGCUUGGUUGUGGCUGUCAUGCAUGUCCUCGGUCACAGGAUCUUGGGCUACACUGGCUUGCAACAUCCCUGACUUCAGUCGCUAUGCGAAGACCUCCCGCGGCCAGUACAUCCAGCUGCCCUUCCUUCCCGCCAUUUUUACGGUAUGCGGUGUGAUGGGUAUCGUCACCACAUCUGCAUCCAAGGUCCUUUACGGAGAGUUUCUGUGGAAUCCGUUGGAUAUUAUCCAACAUUGGCUGGACAAUCCCGGCGGUCGUGCGGCUGCUUUCUUUGCCGCGCUCUCGUGGUACGUUGCCCAAGUCGGCACAAACAUCACCGCAAACAGCAUUUCCGCUGCAAAUGAUUUGACGGUUCUUUGUCCCAAAUACGUCAACAUCAAACGUGGUUGUGUCAUCGCGGCCAUUGUCGGUGGCUGGGUCAUUGUUCCAUGGAAGAUUCUCAGCUCUGCAACCACCUUUUUGGCUUUCAUGGGCGGCUAUGCCGUCUUCCUCGCUCCCAUGGCCGGUAUCAUCGCCUCCGACUACUGGAUCGUCAAGCGACAACAUAUUGAUGUGCCUGGUCUAUAUGAUCCGCGUGGCCGAUACAGGUACAAUAUAUAUGGAAUCAACUGGCGAGCCAUGCUCGCCUUUCUACUCGCCAUCGGGCCCUGCAUGCCUGGCCUGGCAUGGAGCAUCAACAACAGCUCAAAAAUCACCUCAGGGGCAAAACACCUGUAUUCUUUUGACUGGCUCUAUGGCUUCGUGGUCAGCAUCUUCAUCUACUCGACCACCAGCUACAUCUGGAAACCGACCGAUCAAAUUGUGGCGCACACUGUUUACGGCAUCCCUCAAGACCCCGACGAGGAAGAGGCGUACGAAGAAGCGUACGACGAGAAGGUGCUCAGGAGAGACAGUCUCGUGGGCAACCCUAAGAGUUUCGCCAAUGUAGGUGGAAUCGACAACAUGGGCAGCGCUCUUCAUUUCAGGAAGUCUGUUGAUGAAACUGCCAGGGAGAGUAUCGAGGUGAGACGAGCCAGUAAGGCCAGCCAGGGUGGUCAAGGACCGCAUGCCCCUGGUACCGUCCCUGCUCAUCUCAAGGGUGUUGACCAGGAUGUGUUGAACGAGAAAGUCUAACUUGCUCCGAUCAAAUUGAAUUCGAUCUAGGCGAGACAGGCCAUCUCAUCGCCCCUUUGAUCGUGCCUAGCAUCAAGAUCAAGGACGCCAUCCUGAGCCAGACACCUUUAAGAUCGUUUCGCGGCCAGCUUCUGAAUUAGUUGACGGUCGCCUCCUGUUCUCUACCGAAUUGAAAUGAUACCCAACUGCAUGUCCCAAAAGACUGAAUUUCUAUAUCAAGAACCCUUGUCCGACGAUUGGAGUUGUAUACAAGUAUGGAGGUAGACGAAAACAGUGCUAGGGAAACCGUUGGUACUCGGUAGAGUCUAGACUUUGCGAGGAUAUCUUUCUACAGACAAGAAUCAGAUAUGUAUUUGACC
Molecule: messenger RNA, 3026 nt
Organism: Cladophialophora immunda
Lineage: Eukaryota; Fungi; Ascomycota; Eurotiomycetes; Chaetothyriales; Herpotrichiellaceae
Exons: 4
Coding region: 793-2667 (624 amino acids)
Biological process (GO): nucleobase transport; transmembrane transport
Cellular component (GO): plasma membrane
Molecular function (GO): nucleobase transmembrane transporter activity
Source: RefSeq, a predicted model, not a curated record